Molecule: messenger RNA, 1742 nt
Organism: Arachis ipaensis
Lineage: Eukaryota; Viridiplantae; Streptophyta; Magnoliopsida; Fabales; Fabaceae
Source: RefSeq, a predicted model, not a curated record
GGUGAUGUGUAAUAAGUACCCUUCUGUUGUGGUAACUGAUGGCGAUGAUGCGAUGAUUGCAGCGGUCAAAAAAAUGUUUCCAGAAGCUACUCAUCGGUUGUGUGCAUGGCACUUACAAAAGAAUGUAACCUCGAAUGGAGGCGAGCAGAUGUUUCGUGAGAUAUUCUGUAAAUGGCUUUAUGCUGACAUGGAGGUAGAUGACUUCGAGCUUGAAUGGGAAGAAGCUUCUGAGGAAUUUGGUCUACACGAAAAAUAUUGGGCAAACUAGAUAUACGAGAAAAGGCACCUGUGGUGUAAUGCAUACCUUCAUGGCAAGUUUUGUGCUGGAUAUCGCACAAUAUGUAGGUGUGAGGGAAUAAAUCCUCGCGUAAUGGGAUUUUUGAACUUAGGACAUAGUAUUUUGGAAUUGGUACAAAAUCUGGAGUUAGUAGUACGAGAAUACCGCAACAACGAGCUGGUUGCACAAUUCAAUUCAAUAUAUAGCACCCCUGCUCUAACAACGUGCUUGGAUCCUAUUGAAAGGUGUGCUACAGAUGUUUACACGAGAGCUAUUUUUGUACUAGUUAAGAAAGAGAUUGAUGGUGUUGGAGUGGUUAAAUUUGUGAGUAAAAGGAGUGUCUCCAUAACAAUGGUAUACACAAUGGAAGAGUACGAUCAUCUCGGCCACUACAUUGUAACCUUAUUUGAUAGGACCGUGACUAUAAUGGAAUGUCAAUGCCGAUUCUGGGAGAAAGAGGACUUUCUAUGUAGGCACAUGUUCUUUGUCACGAAGCACGAGCAUUUAAAGGAUAUUCUAAAUCGUUUAAUUCUGAAGCUGUGGAGGAGAGACGCCAAGGCAAUUAAAGAGUAUGUCGACGACAUGUUGAGUGAGAGAGGUUUUCUAUUGCGACAUGGGGCACUCCAUGCGGCGUCACAGUGGAUGUUCUACCUUGGUUCAAAGAAUCGAACUGUAUUUAAGAAUGCAAUGGAAAGAAUUCGUGGAAUUUGUACUGACAUCCAUGCACGUCUUGGUCAACCAAACGAGGGAAGAAAAGCGAAUGGGAUGAGGACGUUUGGGAUCCCGUUGUUGUUAGAACUAAAGGCGCUCCACGGUCCAAAGGCAAAAAGGGAAAGAAAAGGAGAUGUAUGUUCUGCAAAAGGACCGGCCACACAAAGCGGACAUCUCUUGAUAGGGUACCAAAUCGAUCCAAAUGGGGUCUGCAACAGGAUGAAGCAUCUAUCGAAAGACCAGGGGUCAAGCAGAACUUAAUGGGGGUACAUGAAACAAGUCUGCCCGCGAGGAUAGCAUCGGCGUAUUCACGAGAUGGGAAAAAUGUUUCGGCAAAAUUAAAACCUGUGAGAACUCAGGAGAGGAUUGUCGAAACUGCACAAAGUGAGAUUCUAGCAUCUGUUGCAGAUGCAGGGGCUUGCGAUUAUCACCAAUAGGUACUGGAUCUUAUGAAAUCGCUGAAUGCAACAAUAGGCUUAGAUGGCAUUUAGAAGUCCCAGUGAUGUUUCAGUUAGUGGUUUAGUUUGUUUUUCUUAGGAGUCAGUAGUUGUUUAAAAGACUCUUUUUGGCUUUGUGUGCAACAAUGUCGUUAAGGUUCAGCGCAAUUGGAUAUGCUAAGUACAUGAGUUUUAUUAUUUGGCCUUUUUUGUACUUACGUUACACUUUCAAUGGCAAAACUUUGCUUGCUGAAAGCAGAGAUCAGUUAUAGCCUUUACUUUCAUUCAGCCGCCACUAAAUAUUCUUUUUUAUUUUU